Messenger RNA from Brettanomyces nanus, 1581 nucleotides. RefSeq lists its product as uncharacterized. The coding region runs from base 1 to 1581 and encodes 526 amino acids. Gene Ontology annotation, molecular function: zinc ion binding; sequence-specific DNA binding. The transcript has a single exon. NCBI's taxonomy places the organism in Eukaryota, Fungi, Ascomycota, Pichiomycetes, Pichiales, Pichiaceae. Gene Ontology annotation, biological process: regulation of DNA-templated transcription. The record is from RefSeq and is a predicted model, not a curated record.
AUGACCAAGCCCAGAUUCUUGGAUUCUGAAAGUGUUGCUUCAGCCGCCACAGCUCUUCAGGAUAUGAAGAGCAAAAAGAGAUCGUUCGAAGAAUCCCAAUUCUUUGACAAGACGACCACUUCUCCGGAGAACUUCUGUUAUUCGAGAAGCUUAAAGCUUUGCUCUCAUCAGAGUAAGCGUGCCAAAACUGCACCUUCUUCUCCUAUAGCGUAUGCACCUCCAACCAAAGUGCUCUUUCCAGUGACACCAAAUAUGAAAUGUCCCGAGCUACCAAUAACACCACCUUCUAUCAUUAAUCAAGGAUCUACCAUUGCUUUCAAUUCAUUCAAAACAAAUCCUAUUACAGCCCAGGCUCCUACUACUGGUGCUUCCAAUAGCUUUAGUGAGCUAUCUGCUGCUUCUUCUGCUUCACAGAGCCCUGCCACUCCUCCUCCAUCGGUCGAUUCUUCUCCAAGAGGUUUUCCAAAAAUUAUGAAACUCGGUAGAAAGCCUCUGACAACUAUUCCUGAAUCUGCUUAUUUCUAUCCAGAUACUUGCUACUCUUUCAGCCUUUUGAACACCUCUGCCAACAUUCCAGAUCGGAACCGUAGAGCCUCCUUUCUAGAGCACCAGAACCAAGAAUGGAGAGACUAUUAUAAAAACGAGAUUAGCCACAGCAAUGCUCGACUUUACAAGAAGUACAGAAGUUAUUGUGAAGGCUUGAAGAUGACUGAGUCUGCGGUCACUAAGAUGAAGAAUACUGGCUCUUCUAAUUAUAGAAGUCUCCUUCCAACGGCCUCAAAAUUGACUACCUUUGUGGACUCCCAAUACAACAGAUAUGAUGGAUUGGUCAACUAUCCAUACGCUUCCAAUUACAGAUACCAGUCAACAGGAUACUUGCACGAUGCAGAAGUCUUGACAAGAUCUCCGGAACUUUACGGACAACAUUCUGCAAAGGGAUAUUUUGCAAGUGGCGAUUACCAGAGCCAAGAACCACGUGGUUAUAAACUUCCGCCAUUAAGUCAGGUACUUAAAAUGCCACACGAGACCAUUCCUCCUUUGGCAUAUUCUCCAGAGAAUAUGCCCAUGGCUGUCAGGCCCCGUAUCAACAUUUCCUCGCAAGCAUCAAGCCCAACGAGACACGUUUCCAAGUUUAUUAACACAUCGCUUACAUCACCAAAAUCCUCUGGAAGUAUGCCAACUGAUACCACUACCACGACAACUAUAAUUACUAGUCCUACUGGAUCAAGCACUAGCAGACGUUCCUCUUCAUCGCAUCGUCGUCAUAGUCAUUCUACAUAUUCACAUCGGAUUCAAAGACGCUGUAUUUCUUGCCAUUCUACUCAAUCGCCAUGCUGGAGACCUUCUUGGGAUCCCGAGAAGGGCCAACUUUGUAAUUCAUGUGGUUUGAGAUACAAAAAGACCAAAGCGAGAUGUAUGAAUCCAAAUUGUCUUAGAAUCCCAGCUAAAGGAGAAUGGACUCUAAUGAAGAACAGAGGAAAAAUUCUCCUUCCUGUCUAUAACGAUGAUGGCGACGAAAUUAACAAACACCAUACUUAUAAAUGCCUUCACUGUGACGGAGAAGUUGCUGUUGAGGAGUAA